UCCGUUUCUGUGAUAUCGGCUUGUUAUUACUUUGCAAAAGCACAAAAUUUAUUCGUCGCAUAUAGUAGUUCCUUACGUGACAGAGUGAAACAUGUUGCAGAAAACGGUUCUUGCACUUGUGCUUUCCAGCUGCAUGAUUGGUUUAUGCGUCUGUAUUCCUACGAGAAUCGCUGGCGAGUUGGGCAUUCUUCGUCUCUGCAAUGCCUCGAGUCCCAUCAGUUUGGACACAGUUAAUUCGGUCCUGAUCCAUCGCGACAUACAUCAUUCGCAGGCGCAAACAGACGCGUUCAAGUGUUUCCUGCUCUGCCUUUACGUCGAAUAUGGAUGGAUGGAUCGUGAUGGAGGCUUCGAAUUGCACAACAUCAGAUCAGCUUUACAGGCAGCUCAGGUUCCUCAAAACCGGAUCGAGUUGCUAUCAUACAGAUGUACGGCAAUUGAAUCCUCAAGCCCUUGUAACCGAGCCUCAAUUUUCACCGAAUGUUUCUGGAUGCAUACCGCAAACGGAUUACAAGAAGCGACUGCAGGACCUGCCAUGAAAUAAUCACUCGAAAAAGAGAUUCAUUGAAUCAGGGAAGGUCGAAGUCGAAUGUACGGAAAAAACAAGUUUUCUGGGACAAGUGAUUUCGAAAAAAAUGUGUCGAAUUUGAUCGAAGGCUGCUGCUUCCGUCAUGAGUUAUACGUACAAGUGAAUUCUUCAGAUCUCAGAAUUACACUGAAGGUAUUUUAGAGUCUCGGUGACUUCUGGCUUGUAUAUUAUUAGAAUUUAACGCGCAAACUAAUAAUUUAGCGUAAAGAUAAUCGGUGGUUAAAUAUAACGUAAAAUAAUUUUAGUCACUUUUGGUUUAUCGACCGAGGGUGAUUCAAAAAGCUGGCUACAAAAAACAUGUCAAUGAAAAGCGAAAUAUAAUAAAACGGAAAAUCUAUAGAUGUAAUCACGAUUAUGGAUUAAGUGUGAAAGUUUUGUUCAAAAGAUCCCGCUGGGUAUAAUGUGCUUGUCUGCUUCAACGUCUCUUUGAUCUGCUUUUGCUUAAAUUAAAUCGGAAAAAACCUAAAGUUUGUGUUUUGAGUAAGUUUAUUGAUUAUUUGAUCACACAUUGAUUAAUAUAUAUAUAAAUUAAAAUGCGUCUUACAUAGCUAACAUUGUACUUUGGUGUGUUUUAUUGAUAGAGCUUCAACUCCGAGAGUGGCAGACUAGAGUCAUCUCGCUCAUAAUUCGCACACUGCGCCUUGAUUGAUGGUCUUUAAAAUUGAAAUGUUUUGAGAUUUCACGAGAUGAAACUAGCUUCGUUUCGAGUACCUCCGGGUGCCUCGUUUGAAACUACCAUAAGUUAUCCCCGAUUUUACGCGUACCUGAAGCUACCAUCAAAUAUACAUGAUAAGGCUGUGCAAAUGAUGUGUAUACCUAUA
This is a messenger RNA of Diprion similis, 1407 nucleotides long. RefSeq lists its product as uncharacterized. The coding region runs from base 92 to 541 and encodes 149 amino acids. NCBI's taxonomy places the organism in Eukaryota, Metazoa, Arthropoda, Insecta, Hymenoptera, Diprionidae. The transcript is spliced from 5 exons. The record is from RefSeq and is a predicted model, not a curated record. Gene Ontology annotation, molecular function: odorant binding.